AUGGAGCCUCCAGCACCACCCCGCCAGGCGGCAUCCUUUCCCACCCUCGCAGUCCUCGACCCCACCACCCCCCACACAUUCACCAAGCCCUCCAAACGGAUCAACGAAGGGCCCGACGUAGAAACAUUCUUAGUCUCAAAAGCCUACAGAGAUAUCGGCAUCUUCAUCAUGCAACUAAACAGGGCCAUGUGUCCCCGGAAAAUGCCCGGCCCCGCGAGGCGCGAAACGGCAAGGACGUGGACGCUCGACACCCUGGCGGAGUCGUCUCUACCGGCGUCCGUGAAGGGGCUAAGGGGCUUAUUGAAGAAAGUGGAGGCUAUGGUGGAGGAGGCACCGCCAGAUCCCGGCCCGAGACGGUUCGGGAAUGUGAGCUUUAGGAAGUGGCAUAAGUUGGUGGAGGAGAGGACUGAUGCGUUGAUGGAUGAGUUUAUUGACGAGGCGGUGUUGAGCUUUCCUUCUUCUUCGUCUUCUUUUGAUGGGGAGGGGGGGAAGGCGGGGCCGAGGGAUGAGUUGCGGGCGUACUUCUUGGGAGGAUUUGGGAGUGAGCAGAGAUUGGAUUAUGGGACGGGGCAUGAGUUGAAUUUCCUGGCCUUUUUGGGGUGUCUUUGGAAACUUGGCGCUUUCAAGGAUGGUAAAGAAGGAGGAGAUCUAGAAAGGAGCUUAGUUCUUGGCGUCCUUGAGCCUUACCUUCACGUCAUCAGGCGUGUCAUCCUCACCUACACCUUGGAACCCGCAGGAUCUCACGGCGUCUGGGGUCUCGACGACCAUUCGUUCCUCCCGUACAUUUUUGGCUCCGCGCAGCUUACACGGCCGAUUACCGACGACGAGCCCAUGCCCCUUGAAGGGUCCGUCAGAGGCGCUCCCAAGACUGGAGAUGUCGUCAAAUCCGAUGUCGUGGAGCGCGAGCGUGAGAGGAACUUGUAUUUCUCGGCUAUUGGAUUCAUCAACGACGUGAAGAAGGGCCCAUUUUGGGAACACAGUCCUAUUCUUUUUGACGUCUCUGGGGUCCAGGACGGAUGGGGAAAGAUUAACAAGGGUAUGAUCAAAAUGUUUAACGCAGAAGUUCUAUCAAAGUUCCCCGUCGUCCAACAUUUCCCCUUCGGCUCCCUAUUCUCCUUCGACGAAGACCCCGAGGCCUCUAUCCCAAUUCAAUCCGUGCACAUGGCCAACCAGCCUACGGCCAUGGCUUGUCCAUUACCUUCGGGGGGUAUGGGAUUAACCGGAGCCCCUUGGGCCCAAGCCGGUGGAAUGCCUCGGCCUACGGGUCCUGGGAUUCCGUACUCGCGGAUUCCCCCGGGCGGAGUAACACAACGGCCCGGGCCGGCAAGAGGCCCACCGAGAGGCGGCCCUGCGUAA
This is a messenger RNA of Scedosporium apiospermum, 1356 nucleotides long. Its product is annotated as Serine/threonine-protein phosphatase 2A activator 1. The coding region runs from base 1 to 1356 and encodes 451 amino acids. Gene Ontology annotation, cellular component: cytoplasm; protein phosphatase type 2A complex; nucleus. The record is from RefSeq and is a predicted model, not a curated record. Gene Ontology annotation, molecular function: peptidyl-prolyl cis-trans isomerase activity; protein tyrosine phosphatase activator activity. The transcript is spliced from 3 exons. Lineage: Eukaryota; Fungi; Ascomycota; Sordariomycetes; Microascales; Microascaceae. Gene Ontology annotation, biological process: mitotic spindle organization.